UCUCGUAUUCUUCGUCUUCUUCGCGUUGUUCAACGAAGGGUUACAGUUAUCUCUCUCUGCACUUCCCAUGGCGGGAUUUUUCUCUCUCCUCCGGCGCGUGUACCUUACUCUCUACAACUGGACCGUCUUCUUCGGAUGGGCGCAAGUUUUGUACCUUUCCUUGAAGACAUUGAAUGAAUCGGGACACGAACAUGUCUACGACGCUGUCGAGAAGCCUCUCCAGCUUGCUCAGACCGCCGCCGUUCUCGAGAUUCUUCAUGGAUUGGUAGGUUUGGUUAGAUCUCCAGUCUCUGCUACGCUGCCGCAGAUAGGUUCAAGACUAUAUGUUACAUGGGGCAUCUUGUACAGUUUCCCUGAGGUUCGAUCUCAUUUCCUUGUCUCGUCGCUAGUCAUCAGUUGGUCCGUUACUGAGACUAUACGGUACUCUUUCUUUGGACUCAAGGAAGGUCUGGGCUCUGCUCCUUCAUGGCUCUUGUGGCUCAGAUACAGCAGCUUUUUGGUGUUAUAUCCAACCGGUAUCACCAGUGAAGUAGGACUUAUCUACCUUGCCUUGCCUCAUAUCAAGAAAACGGAGAAGUACAGUGUUAGGAUGCCAAACAAGUGGAACUUCUCGUUCGACAGCUUCUACGCGGCAAUACUCGUUCUUGGAAUAUACGUUCCAGGAAGUCCUCACAUGUACAGGUACAUGCUUGGACAGAGGAAGAGAGCUCUCUCCAAAUCCAAGAGGGAGUAAGGGCAUUUCUCCAUCAACCAGAUUAUAAAUUCAUCAGAUUAUGAAAUAUCAGUUUCGCAUUUAUGAACUACGACGAUUUUUACUACUCCUUGUUUCCUUGUUUCAAUAUGAAUGUCGUUUUAGAGAUUAUUUUUUGUUUCUAAACAGUUGUAAUUUUAGAUUUUUUAAAUAUUUUAAUAAAAGAUUUCAAUUUUA
This is a messenger RNA of Tarenaya hassleriana, 928 nucleotides long. RefSeq names its product very-long-chain (3R)-3-hydroxyacyl-CoA dehydratase PASTICCINO 2. The transcript is spliced from 9 exons. Gene Ontology annotation, molecular function: 3-hydroxyacyl-CoA dehydratase activity. The record is from RefSeq and is a predicted model, not a curated record. Bases 68 to 733 code for a protein of 221 amino acids. Gene Ontology annotation, biological process: fatty acid elongation; very long-chain fatty acid biosynthetic process; sphingolipid biosynthetic process. Gene Ontology annotation, cellular component: endoplasmic reticulum membrane. Lineage: Eukaryota; Viridiplantae; Streptophyta; Magnoliopsida; Brassicales; Cleomaceae.